AUGCCCUCCAGAACGUCUCCAGCGGGUUUUCGGCCGCUCGAUGACACAUUAUUAUUCCAACCGCUCAAAUUGGGUGCCUUGAGCCUGGAACACCGGGUCAUGAUGGCUCCUCUGACUCGGAUGAGAGGAACCAAAGAAUCCGAUGGCGUGUGGGUUCCCGGGGAUCUCAAUGUGGAAUAUUACUCCCAGAGGGCGAGCAAAGGAGGAUUUCAAUUGACGGAGGCUUGCCCAAUCAGCCGUUUGUCUUGUGGCUACCCUGGAGUUCCGGGAGUUUUCACACCCAAUCAAAUAGCUGGAUGGAAGCGAGUGACUGAUGCCAUCCAUGGCAAGGGUGGCUUCAUUUUCUGUCAACUGUGGCAUGUUGGUCGUGCGACAGUCCCUUCACUGCUGGAUGGGCAUCCAUGUGUGAGCUCGAGCAAUAUACCAAUCAAGGGGAAGGCUCUGGAUGGGAGUGACUUUGCAGCAACCCCUCCCAAAGAAUUGACUGUCGAGGAAAUUCAAGAACUGGUGCAGGAAUUUGGAGAGGCCGCGAAGAGGGCAAUGGAAGCCGGCUUUGAUGGAGUCGAAAUUCAUAGUGCGAAUGGUUACCUUCUGGACCAGUUUUUGCACGACAACGUCAAUAUUAGAACAGACUCUUACGGCGGCUCCAUCGAAAAUCGAUGCCGUUUCCCCCUGGAGGUCAUCAAAUCCGUUACAUCUGCAAUCGGAGCAGACAGGGUGGGCAUCAGAUUGUCUCCCUACAACUAUUUCCAAGACACCCGAGAUUCCAAUCCGAACGUGCACUGGGCAUAUCUCUGCGAGCGACUCGUUGAGCUUCCGGAAGUCCAUCGUCCUGCAUAUGUCCACAUGGUCGAACCGAGAUUUGACGAAGUGUUGGAUGAGGAGGCCAAAUUGGCAGCGCUCGCUGAUACAUCGUCCGGUGCCAGAGCGAAAGAGGGUAAACCUUCAUUGGUACCUUUUAGAAAGAUCUUGCAAAAGGGAGGCAUCAAAUUUAUCGCGGCCGGAAACUUCAACUCCGAAAACGCAGCUCCCAAGGUUGAAUCAGAUGAAGCAGAUGCCAUCAUUUUUGGGCGAUGGUUCAUCGCGAACCCUGAUCUCCCCGCGAGACUGGCAGAAGGCCUUCCGUUGAACCAUUACGACCGCAGCACUUUCUACGGUGCCGAUCCACCCAGCAAGGGAUAUGUAGACUAUCCAUUCUUUGAACCGGUGAGUGUGGGAGUAUGA
This is a messenger RNA of Rhinocladiella mackenziei CBS 650.93, 1224 nucleotides long. RefSeq lists its product as uncharacterized. The coding region runs from base 1 to 1224 and encodes 407 amino acids. The transcript has 3 exons. The record is from RefSeq and is a predicted model, not a curated record. Lineage: Eukaryota; Fungi; Ascomycota; Eurotiomycetes; Chaetothyriales; Herpotrichiellaceae. Gene Ontology annotation, molecular function: FMN binding; NADPH dehydrogenase activity.